UCAAACACAAAUUCAUCACAAAAACAAACACAAAAAGAAUCAAACAUAUUCAACCGACAAAGACAGAGACAUCAUCAUCAUCAUGGAUCAAAAGAAAUCUAACAAAAUCAGAGAAAUUGUUAGACUUCAACAGAUCCUUAAGAAAUGGAGAAGAAUAGCAAAUUCAUCAAAGACAACAACCUCAACAACUACAAACAACAUAACAAACAGCAAAAGCAUGAAGUUUCUGAAAAGAACACUUUCUUUAUCAGAACGUGAAGGAACAAUAACAUCAUCAAACAAUGGUUCUGUUCCAAAAGGUUAUUUAGCUGUUUGUGUUGGAGAAGAACUUAAAAGAUUUAUUAUACCAACUGAAUAUUUGGGCCAUCAAGCUUUUCAGAUUCUUUUGAGAGAAGCUGAAGAAGAAUUUGGAUUUCAACAAACUGGUGUAUUGAGAAUUCCUUGUGAAGUUUCUGUUUUUGAGAGUAUUUUGAAAAUGGUUGAAGAUGGAAAGAAAAAUGAUAAGUUUUCUUCUAAUCAAGAAUGUAGAUCACUUAACAUUGAAGAAAUGAUGGGUUUUUGUUCUUUAGAAAAUCAACUUGCUUGUUCUCAUCAUCCUCAAAGUCCAUUGUGCAGAUAAUUUGAUAGAAUGUUGCAAAUUUUUAUCCAUUAAAUUUGUCUUUCUCUGUGUUUUUUUCUUUGUUUUUUUAUGCUCUUUUAAAAAAAUUAUGUAUGACAGAAAGAGAGAGAGGGGGGAGGAGAGGGGUGAGUUUAAUUAGAUGUAAACAUAUUUGA
Molecule: messenger RNA, 774 nt
Organism: Trifolium pratense (red clover)
Lineage: Eukaryota; Viridiplantae; Streptophyta; Magnoliopsida; Fabales; Fabaceae
Product: auxin-responsive protein SAUR72
Exons: 1
Coding region: 83-619 (178 amino acids)
Biological process (GO): response to auxin
Source: RefSeq, a predicted model, not a curated record